This is a messenger RNA of Peronospora matthiolae, 1746 nucleotides long. Lineage: Eukaryota; Oomycota; Peronosporomycetes; Peronosporales; Peronosporaceae. The record is from the annotation of a GenBank genome assembly.
AUGGACCGCCUCGGGCACGCGCGGGUGGUUCAAGUGGGCGAAGUCGUGACAAGUCGUCGCUAUGUACUGCUCACUGUCGCAGCCACCGGCAUCGCGGCAGCCAGUGCCGCCCAGCGUCUACACCCCUUCUCUUCCGCUGAUUCCGUGCUAUCCAUGUCCAAGCUCUUUGCCGAGGAGCUCAUGAGCUCCCGCGUAAACGUCCUGAUUGUGCUGCAUUUUGUUCUAGUGGUCCUGUACUAUGCUUUUCUACUGCUGGCACGCACUGCAUUGGGGACUUUGCAGCCAAUGGAGUUACAGCAGACCAAAGAAACGCUCGUACCGUUCGUGUUGCUGCGGUGUCAGCUGCUCUUGAGCACCAUGGAGUUCACAGCUCCAGGACGAGGCACAGAGAUUGGACUGCUUGUGUCUUGGCUUGCAGUGCUGGUUGUGCUGCGAGCACUACUGGCUCUGACUCAAGUUCGGUUCCAGCAUUUGCUGACGAGACCCUUGACUCAAGUGCGGGACUUGCAACGACUAGGAGCAGUGCUGGGCCUUGUGAUCGUGCUCGAUCUGGGACUCCUUGCUGUGUGCAUGCGGUUUGGUCUCUUUCGGGAGAAAAUUAUGUACGUGCCGUGGUUCGAGGCGUCGCUGAUGCUGCUUAGGACGCUGGAGCUUGGCUUACAGGUCAGCUUUCAUAGUCUGGAUGUCGGUGGAGUUGCUCUGUUUGCCGACGACGGGGUCACGACCUCAGGAUGGUGGGAGAAUAGUGAGUUUUACUUGCUGCUUCUGCAGACUGUGCUGUGUGGAUGCUACUUGAUGCAGCUGGUGUCGUACUAUUUGUAUGUCAUCAGCGCGGACCAGUUCCGCGUCAGUCUCUUUGAUCUUGUCCUGGUGUUGAAUGUCAAGAACGCUACUGUGCGACUGCUUGAAAAGGUGAGGCAUGUGAAGCUGUACCACCAAGUGGUACUGGAUCUGGAUCAGCUUUUUCCAGACGCCACAGCGGAGGAGCUCGAUAGCGUUGCCGACGAUGUAUGUGCUAUCUGUUUGAAAUCGAUGUCUUCGCGUGCCAAGAAGCUGGAUUGUGGCCAUCUUUUCCACCGCCUGUGUCUUCGUCAGUGUCUGCAAAAAGCAUCCGAAAGCGACUCUCUUGUCGGUCUGAACCCGUUGACGCAUAUGUUGAACGGACUGGGGAUGGAGAGUCCGUUUCCGCAAGUUGCCGGAACGACUCCAACGGGCUCUCCUUUGAUGCGCUGUCCCAUUUGCCGGAAACAAGUAUGUGGGGGAAAGGGUGAUGAGGUGACCUGCAGCCGACCGGUAGAAUCUACCCGCCAGCUCGACGGUGAAGCAGUAGAGCUGCGAGAAAAUGGACAGCCACAGCACGAACUUGCCACUGCGGACACUAUUCGAGAUGAAGCGCAUGUUCAUGCAGCUGUAGGCGAUAACGGAGGAGCACCCGAAGAAGUGAUUCGCUUCAGCACGGCGUUUCUGUCCCGAUGGGUGCCAUUUCCCAAUUUCUCGUUCGAGAUAGUCCGUCAUCGCAACAUUGAACCAACAAAUGAGAUGUUGCAGCAAAUCUGGGAGGUUUUUCCCCAGUACACUCUGGAGGAGAUUCGUGCCGAUGUUACUCAAACGCGGUCAGUCGAACGCACUAUGGAACGCAUUCUUCAUGGACGGUUGGAUGAGCAACGGGUUGCGAUGGAACAGCAAAACACUGAUCGUGCUGAUAUGGGCGCCAACGGAGUGUUUGGUGGCACGAUUGUCGAUUAG